This is a messenger RNA of Acaulospora morrowiae, 837 nucleotides long. Lineage: Eukaryota; Fungi; Glomeromycota; Glomeromycetes; Diversisporales; Acaulosporaceae. The record is from the annotation of a GenBank genome assembly.
AUGGGGCAAAAAUUUUCGCGCGUGCUCACCAUCAAAUUGUUCAGAAAAAAAAAUUGCAUGGGAAUAAAUGUCAUCGAUGAGGACGAUAUUGACAAAAUGCAAUUGCAACAUCAUCUCCUCCGAGAAUACUGGAAAGGAAACUUUUCAGCACCAGUUAGAGAAAUUUUGAGUAUCGAUGGGACCAAAGUGUUGGACGUCGGAUGCGGCCCGGGUACUUGGACGUGCGAGAUGAGUUCCGAUUUUUCCAAAGCCAAUUAUACAGCCAUAGACAUAAACUCGAUGUUUCCGAUAAUCAAACCAAAAAAUGUUGAAUUUGUCCAAUGCGAUAUACUAAAGGGAUUGCCAUUUGAUGAUAAUACCUUCGAUUAUGUAUUCUUGAGAUUUCUCAUUAUACAUCUCACUGAAAUCGAAUGGGAGACUAUUGUGAUACGAGAGCUUUGUAGGGUUUGCAAACCCGGUGGCUGGAUUGAAUUGAUGGAACCCAUGAAUGAAUUACGAAACACUGGGCCAGUCACUUCGAAAUUAUGCGAGAAAUUUCAUACGAGAAUACGAAAUCAAAAAAGGAAUUUUAGCCGAUUCCAUGAAUUAAUGAUAGAGAAUCACCUGAUCAACAUUAACCAUCAGUGUCGCGAAAUGCCAUUCGGUCUAAAUGAUAUCAAGAGUGAACUAGGAUUAGAUAUCAUGAGAGAGAGGUUGAAAAAACAUUUGCAAUUUGAACGAGUGUACAAAGGAAAGAUUGAAGAUAUGUUGAACAAGGUCGCAGUGGAGGCAAAGGUGCAUAAUACAUACAUAGAAACCCAUAGGUUUUGGGGACAGAAGGAAUUAUCUUCUUACUGA